AUGGCUACAGAAGUCGACCCUGAACAGCAGAAUGCCACCCCGCAGUCGGGAGGGAGACGCAUCUUUGGCUACAAGAUCCCAAGACACUCCGCUCCCAUGGUUCAGAUUGUGAUCGUCGGUUUUAUCCUCUUCCUCAAUCCUGGAAUGUAUAAUGCCUUGGCCGGGCUUGGAGGGGCUGGACAAGUGGAUGCUACGGCGCAGAACAAUGCCGGUAUUGCCUUGCACACGACCUUUGCGGUGAUAGGCUUCGUGGUGGGAAUCGCACACAACUACCUUGGCACCAAAUGGACCAUGGCAAUUGGAGGAAUCGGCUACUGCGUUUAUUCUGCAGCUUUCUUGUGUUACAACCACACCCGAAAUGAGGGAUUCGUCAUCUUCUCCGGUGCCCUUUUGGGUUUCUGUGCAUCCUUCCUCUGGUGUGCGCAAGGUGUGGUGAUGAUGUCCUAUCCCACUGAAUCUCAGCGAGGCCGAGCCAUCUCGAUCACAUGGUUCUUGUUCAAUCUGGGGGCCGUUAUAGGAGCAGCGGUGUCGUUGGGUCAGAAUUGGAGUGUCAAGGCCGGCCACGUCACCGACGGCACGUAUGUUGGCUUCAUUGUGCUCGAGGCAGCCGGUGCUCUCCUGUGCUGCUUCCUCACCCCGAGUGAGAAGAUCAUUCGGAGCGACGGAACAAAGGUGCAGAGGGUUGUUCACCCAGGUCUGAAAUCCGACAUUGUCGGCCUCUACACCACCCUGGUUUCAGACCCCUGGGUUCUAUUGCUGUUUCCCAUGUUCUUCGCCUCCAAUUACUUCUACACAUACCAGUUCAAUGACGUCAACGCCUACUACUUCUCCACGCGAACGCGGGCUUUUAACAAUAUUUUCUACUGGAUUACACAGAUCAUAGGCGCGUUAGCCUUUGGGGCCUUCCUCGACUGGACCCGGUUCAGCCGUCGUGCCCGAGCACUCAUGUCCUGGGGCAUCCUGUUCACGUUAGUCAUGGCCAUCUGGGGCGGCGGCUUCGCCUUCCUCCAGAAGACGAACCGUGCGGUCAAGGGCCCGGGAAUGGACCUGUUCGAUACCGACUACGUCUGGUACCUCUUCCUCUACAUGUCUUAUGGCCUGCUCGAUUCUCUUUGGCAGGUCUUCUGCUACUACACGAUGGGAGCCAUGUCCAAUGACCCGCGCAAACUCGCCUACUACGCUGGCUUCUACAAGUCCAUCCAAGCCGUUGGUGCUACUACGAUCUCGAAACUUGAUGCGGAGAAAGUCGCUUUCGGUGUCAAUUUCGGCACCAGCUGGGGAUUAAUGGCAGGUGGACUGGUCAUUGCGCUGCCUCUCUAUCUCUGGCGCCUGCACAACACUGAAGUCACGGAUGAAGACUUUGUCGAGGGCAAAUCUGUCGAGGCCACGGGCAGGAUUCCCAUCACCAUUGGGGAACACAAGAGCGAUGGGAUCAGCGUCGUCAGCAACAAAGGUGCUCUUUGA
This is a messenger RNA of Capronia epimyces CBS 606.96, 1464 nucleotides long. RefSeq lists its product as uncharacterized. Gene Ontology annotation, biological process: transmembrane transport. The record is from RefSeq and is a predicted model, not a curated record. Bases 1 to 1464 code for a protein of 487 amino acids. The transcript has 8 exons. Gene Ontology annotation, molecular function: transmembrane transporter activity. Lineage: Eukaryota; Fungi; Ascomycota; Eurotiomycetes; Chaetothyriales; Herpotrichiellaceae.